ACGACAAAAAAAAAAAAAGCUGCUGCAACUAUUUAGUUAAACUUGCAACGUUUAGUUUAAUUGACAAAUCAUUAUUUUAGACAGAACCUUAAUAAAACCUUCCUCCUUAAGUUAUCACUGAUCUCACCUUCUCCUGAGUACCUUUCAUCAGGUGAACAUACAAGUUGGACUAAUUCAUAGAAGACUUUACAUUUCAAGAGUCACAUACGCAUUUUCAUUGUAUAUUGAAAAUGAAACACGUUGCGAGAUUUAAUAAUAAUAGGUUGAGAUAUGCAUUUUCAUUGCACGCGGCACACACCAAACCAUUUUUUGACCUGGUUUCAUUUAUAAAAAAAAAUACUCUAAAACGUGGGUUUCAUUCAUUUAUCAUCUCUAUAUAUAUAUAUGCACGAAUUAGAUUUUGAAUUCAUUAAUUUAAAUCAACCCAAAAUGUAUAAAUUCGUCGUUUGCUUACUAACUUUGAGCUUUCUCUUGCUCUCUGGACUAUCAAACACAGCAUUGGCCCGAGUACACCAUGAAUCUUCAAAUCCAAAAAUAGGAAACGCGGUUCGGGAUCACAAGAUCUUCAACUAUAUGAAGGCUCGUGUACGUCCCAGUGCUUCAAUGCGUGGACCUGGACAAACCAAUUAGAACUGGCCAAAAUAUAUAUGUUUGUAAAAAUUAAUUUGAAAUAUUUUAUAUGAUAUUCUUUAUUAAAAUUUAUUUUAAAAUCAAUGAAAGUUAUGUUUUGUAACACUCAUAGCAAUUGAUUUUGCUAAUUUGCUGACGGGAAAGUACACAUGCAUGGAUAUGCUUUGUUUUUUAAAAGAUGUUUCAAUUAUUGCAUUUGUUUUUUUUUCAUCAAAUAUUGGUCAUUGAUCAUG
This is a messenger RNA of Arabidopsis lyrata subsp. lyrata, 863 nucleotides long. RefSeq lists its product as uncharacterized. The record is from RefSeq and is a predicted model, not a curated record. The transcript has 2 exons. NCBI's taxonomy places the organism in Eukaryota, Viridiplantae, Streptophyta, Magnoliopsida, Brassicales, Brassicaceae. Bases 385 to 630 code for a protein of 81 amino acids.